AAUACUUUCAUUAGAAAAAUCAUGUUUUAAUUAAUUUAGUUUCCAGUUGGUUCGCACAAACGAUGCAAGUCUUUUCCUGAUCUCCAUAAUCACGAUGAUAUCGGUCGUUCCGCAGUAGGAGAUUACUUGAAUGUUGACCAGACCACGGACAAGAUAUUACCAUAUCCAAUUUGUUAAAGUUGAAAGCGCGGAGAAAAUGGAUGAUUCAGCCUUACCCAUUUAUCCCAUCCAGCAAAAUCUCCUGUUGUUAUCCAUAAUUUAACACUAAACCCGUUUUUUUCACUUACCUACUAAUACUAUAUUAAUCAAACCACUCUCGUCUUUCAGCCUCUGCUUCUGCAGGUUCUCUCUGUUUUUAAUUAUCGAAAUAAUUUAAUUCUUCUGAGAAUUGGUGUUUUUAUCAAUGGAGAAUUCAUCUCUUCCUCAUGACUCCCUGUUUCUCGGAUUCGAUAGCUCUACCCAGUCCUUGAAGGCAACUGUUCUGGAUUCCAAUCUCAAUAUUGUCAAAUCAGAGCUAGUUCAUUUUGACACCGACCUACCCCAUUAUAAGACCAAAGAUGGAGUCUAUAGAGACCCCUCUGAUAAUGGCAAAAUUGUUUCACCCACAUUGAUGUGGGUAGAAGCUCUUGAUCUCAUUCUUCAAAGGCUCCAGAACUCUGGUUUUGAUUUUGGGAAAAUUGCUGCACUUUCUGGUAGUGGACAGCAACAUGGUAGUGUUUAUUGGAAGAAAGGCAGUUCUGCAAUAUUAUCUUCAUUAGACUCCAGUAAGGCAUUGGUGGAUCAAUUAGGCAAUGCCUUUUCCAUCAAGGAGUCUCCAAUAUGGAUGGAUAGCAGCACUACCACACAAUGUAGAGAGAUAGAAAAAGCUGUUGGUGGAGCCUUGGAGCUCUCAAAACUAACAGGUUCACGCGGAUAUGAAAGAUUCACAGGACCACAGAUUAGGAAGAUAUUUCAGACACAGCCAGAAACUUAUAAUGAUACUGAGAGGAUUUCCCUUGUUAGCUCAUUCAUGGCUUCUCUUUUAAUUGGAGCAUAUGCUUGUAUUGAUCACACCGAUGGUGCUGGGAUGAAUUUGAUGGAUAUUAAACAGAAAGUCUGGUCUGAAAUAGCUUUAGAGGCCACGGCACCUGGUUUGAAGGAAAAAGUUGGAGAAUUAGCCCCUGCCUAUGAUGUUGCUGGACAUAUUGCUCCUUAUUUUGUUGAGAGGUACAAAUUUAAUAAGAACUGUGUGGUUGUUCAGUGGUCUGGAGAUAACCCCAACAGUUUAGCCGGUUUAACUCUUAGUAUCCCAGGGGAUCUGGCAAUCAGCCUUGGCACCAGUGACACUGUAUUCGGAAUUGCUACUGAUCCUCAACCCAGAUUAGAGGGGCAUGUUCUGCCUAAUCCUGUGGAUACGGAAGGUUACAUGGUAAUGUUAGUUUACAAGAAUGGAUCUUUAACUCGUGAAGAUGUUCGUAACUGCUAUGCUGAGAAAUCUUGGGAGGUGUUCAACAAGUUUCUGGAACAAACACCCCCUCUUAAUGACGGAAAGCUUGGCUUCUAUUACAAGGACCACGAAAUUCUUCCUCCACUACCAGUUGGCUUCCAUCGCUAUAUACUCCAAAAUUUCAUGGGUGAGAGUCUGGAGGGAGUGAAUGAACAGGAAGUGCAGGAAUUUGAUCCUGCUUCUGAGGUCCGAGCAUUGAUUGAGGGCCAGUUCCUGUCAAUGCGAGCUCAUGCAGAAAGAUUUGGCAUGCCUAUCCCUCCGAAACGAAUUAUAGCUACUGGCGGAGCAUCAGCAAAUCAAAGCAUUUUGAACUCAAUAGCGUCAAUAUUUGGGUGUGAUGUCCACACUGUUGAAAGACCUGAUUCAGCCUCCCUGGGAGCUGCAUUGAGGGCUGCUCAUGGUUGGCUUUGCAAUAAAAAAGGAAGUUUUGUACCAAUUGCAUGCUUGUACAAGUACAAGUUGGAGAAGUCAGCUCUCAGCUGCAAACUUUCAGUUAGUGCUGGAAAUCAAGAAUUGGUUUCCAAAUAUGCAUUGUUGAUGAAGAAAAGAAUGGAAAUAGAAAAUCGCCUUGUCGAAAAGUUGGGACGGUGCUGAAGUAUUUGACUACUAACAAAAAGUAACAUAUUUCCUUUGCAUUCAAAGAAAUGCUUCCUUGUGAUUAUCCUUUGCACAUAGUAAUAAAAAGUAUUGGCUUUUAGAACUUUUUUUGCAAUUUUCUAGUGACUGUUUGGCUUUAGAACUCAUUCGAACAAGGGAGUAUAAUUUUUCCUGUUGGGCAAAAAUAUUUUUUCCUCGAAGAUACCCAAUUUGUCAUAUGUUUAAACUAUUGCAGAGCAAUCGUGCAGCUUAUAGUUGAUUUGUAC
Molecule: messenger RNA, 2349 nt
Organism: Jatropha curcas
Lineage: Eukaryota; Viridiplantae; Streptophyta; Magnoliopsida; Malpighiales; Euphorbiaceae
Gene: XK-2
Product: xylulose kinase-2
Biological process (GO): phosphorylation; D-xylose metabolic process; xylulose metabolic process
Cellular component (GO): cytosol
Molecular function (GO): D-xylulokinase activity
Source: RefSeq, a predicted model, not a curated record